This is a messenger RNA of Ixodes scapularis (black-legged tick), 3403 nucleotides long. RefSeq lists its product as uncharacterized. Gene Ontology annotation, molecular function: nucleotide binding; DNA-directed DNA polymerase activity; DNA binding. NCBI's taxonomy places the organism in Eukaryota, Metazoa, Arthropoda, Arachnida, Ixodida, Ixodidae. The transcript is spliced from 2 exons. The record is from RefSeq and is a predicted model, not a curated record. Gene Ontology annotation, biological process: DNA replication. The coding region runs from base 1 to 2703 and encodes 900 amino acids.
AUGGCCAAUGUUUUUAGGCAUUAUGAAAUGCCAUUGCGUUUUUUCAUCACACUAACCGUGGAAAUGACUCGUCUCAGCGGUGACGACGAAUUUGAAUUCAGCGUGCACUACUUUCAUUCUUUAGUCCACACGGUUUGGGCCGAAGGUAGCAUUCGCGAUGCUCUGCAGACUGCAUGCGCCGAGAUCUCUGCUUGCCUCGAACAGUAUCAAGAACGAGGAUCUGGGCUUGUCGUCGUCGCCAUUCAGACCUGCACCAUCACCGUGGGACGUUUCAUUCCGCCCACGGUCGGUUGUGCGCGUUUUGUGUUACCCGCGGAACUCCCAAGCAGAAAGUGUCUAGUGAAUGUGAACGAGCAACUGAACGAGUCGAAGAAAAACAUGUGCUUUGUGUUUUCUGUGCUCGCCAGUCUCCAUCCCGCACGCUCUAAUCGAUCGAGAGCUUCUUGCUACCGAGACCAUUUUGGCAAGUAUUGGUUCCCCAGCACGUAUCCAGUGACGUUUCCGCAAGACGUGCAGGCUUUCGAGAGAAAAAACUCCGUGUCCGUGAACGUGUACGGUUAUGAUCGAGAACAAAGGUUUGUCUACCCGCUCAAAGUCAACGAUAGCGAGUUGGAGAAGCACGUGGAUUUGCUUCUGAUAGACGAUCACUUUGUUCUGAUCACCAACUUUGGCGGACUUUUCGCGAACAGGCGCACUCACCGUUUUCGCUGUAAAAGGUGUAUGAUGGGCUUUCGCUUUCGCACUGCGCUGGGGAGUCAUUUAUCGCUGUGUAAGGAAAAGAAGGCAGUCCGAACAGUGUGUCCUGCAAAGGGGGACGCGCUGUAUUUCCGGAGCCCACACACGAUGGAACCUUUCCCCUACUUUUGCGUCUACGAUUUCGAGGCCAUUCUGGAAGCGGAAAACAUGGGUCAGGCUUACGAGAAGCGCGUCCUCAGUUCGUUUUGCAUACUCGUAAUCCGAUCCAAGGACUCGCGCAUCGUCGAGCAGUUUUUGUACCGGGGCGAGGACUGCGUGGAAAAGUUCAUUUCCAUCCUUAAUCAAUUGUCAAAGCUCAUUGGCGAAUGGAUUCGAAGUGAAGAAGUGCCAAUGAGAUCACGAUCACUUAGCGGAUCGUACAGGCAGUCGUUGUGUCAGGGAUGCAAUUUAAAUCUGAGAGUAAACAAGAAAGUCAUUCCAGUGCUCGCGCACAACCAUUCGUAUGACCUGGCCUUUAUACUACCCAAACUUGACUUAUUCGAGUCUAAAGAUAUUAAAGUGCUCGCCACUAGCUGCCAGCAAUUUAAGCGACUCGACGUGGGUAACCUGCGGUUUCUCGACAGUCUGGCCUUUCUCCCCGCCAGCUUGGACGCGCUGGUUCAGGACCUCCGUUCCAAGGGACUAGAAAACCUGUGCUGUCUAAAACAGGCUUUUCCGCAGCACGUUGAGCUUCUGGCGCUGAAAGGCGUAUUUCCUUACGACUAUGUGACCAGUUUCGAGGCUUACCGGGAGCCCGAGCUACCGCCCCGCGAGUCGUUUUACAACAAGCUUAACGACAGCCGAAUUUCGGAGGACGACUACCGUCACGCCCAAACCGUCUUUGAAACAUUCAAUUUCAAAAGCCUAGGAGAAUACAGUGACUGCUACCUGAAACUAGACUGCCUACUUCUCGCCGACGUGUUCCAAAAUUUUAGGAAAUGGACUUUAGACACGUACGAGCUCGAUCCGUUACACUACGUUUCCCUGCCCGCGCUUAGUCUUGCCUGCGCACUUAAACAGACUGGGGUAAAACGGGAGCUGCUCGACGACGUGGAUGUGUAUCUGUUCAUCGAAGCGGGCCUGCGAGGAGGAAUCGUUCGAUGUGCCAUUCGUAACACGAGGGCUAACGUGCCAGGAACCGCAUGUUUCGAUCCGAACACGGCGGUUUCUCAAAUUUUAGACCUCGACGUGAACGGCCUGUACGCUCCCACCAUGCGGCAAGCCCUUCCAUGCGCAGAUUUUUGCUGGCUAGACCGCGAGGAAAUCGACGCUCUCCACUUCCAGCAGGUUCCCGACGACGCGCCCGAGGGUUACAUUUUAGAGGUGGACCUCGACUAUCCUCGGGAGCUACACGAUUCGCACGCGGACUUUCCCCUGGCUCCCGAGAAACGAGGAGUCCCGCUCGAAUGGCUCUCACCCUAUCAAAAGGCGCUCGUCGAAAAAUUUCACCUACCCCAGCGAGAGUCUGAGCGAAAGCUGCUUCUCACCUUUUACCCGAAACGGAAUUACAUUAUUCACUACCGAAAUCUCAAGCUGUAUCUGGAGUUGGGCUUACAGCUAAAGGCCAUUCAUCGCGUUUUAAAGUUUUCGCAGAGUGCAUUCCUUAAAGAUUUCGUCGACUUUAACCGCAACCUGCGAAAACAGGCGACGAAUGCUUUUCAAAAGAACCUAUCUAAACUCAUUAUGAAUUCAAUUUAUGGCAAGACAAUCGAAAACCCACGCCAGUACAAUAACGUUGUCAUUAGCGUGAGCGAGGACGAAGUGCUCAAAAACCUGCAGAAGCCUAACCUCAGGCAGUUUGCGGCAAUCAGCCCGACCGUGGUGAUCUUUCAGUUUUCCCAGAGAACGCUACACUUGAACAAACCCGUGUACGCGGGUUUCUCUAUCCUAGAGAUGUCCAAACUGGUCAUGUACGAAUUUUUCUACAAGCAGGUCAGGCGCGUUUUCCCCGACGCUCGCGCAGCGUAGAGCGACACGGACUCGUUCAUUCUCCAAAUCACCGACCCGGAUGUAGACUCGAAGCUCGCGACCCUUGCCGAAACUCACCUGGAUACUUCUGGGUACCCGGGCGAUCACACCUUGUUUUCUCCCGCAAACAAAAUGAAACUAGGAGUGUUUAAAAAUGAAUUCCCAAAAGAUCACAUUCUUGGAUUUGUUUGUCUGAAACCAAAACUCUAUUCGCUCGAGCUAGCCUCUAGAGAGCACUAUGUGAGGGCGAAAGGAGUGAAAAGGUGCGAGUCCCGUAAGCUAACCUACGAGCUCUACGUUCAAACUCUCGAGCAACAAACUCUGCACAAGAUCACGCAGCGGACUAUCGCUCGUAAGUUGUGCAAGAACAAGACUGUUGCCGUGGAGAAGAUAGGACUCAACCCGUUUGACAAGAAGCGCUUCAUCGACACCGACGGCGUUUCAACUCUUCCCUUCGGACAUUGGUGCCUCUAAGUGAAGUGCUUUCUUUUUCUCCAUCAUUUCAGACUGAUGUAUCCGUGUGUACCCAGAGGGUUGUGUAAAGAGCCAUUUUGUUGUGUGAUUUUCAUGUAGCGCGAGGGUUUUCCCCCCCGCCGAGUGUUUGAUGCUUGUAUAAAGAGCUGUCGCGCUCCCUUUGUUUCUCCGUGUCUCGAAAAUUUCUUAGAUAUAUGCCUAUUGAAUAAAAACGAAGAAAAAGAUC